UAGUGGCAUCGAUAUCGGAAUGUCCUACGUAUCAAUGCUACACCGUUCAUUAACGGCCCAACGCUCGAGGACGCAACAUUGUCUCUUUGAUAUCGGUUUGAUCAAUUGCAGAGCAGGGGGGGCUACAACAGCAGUAGCGAGGGCGGAAACACGAUGACUAAAAUCGCCGGCAGCGACACCGGCAGCGAGAGCAGUAGCUCCAAGGAUCCGAAGAAGACUUACCCAGUUUCCAUUUACCACUACCAAAACGCACAGACCAUCACCUUGGGCAGCUUCAUCGAUAAUCAGUUUUUCAAGCAACCAAAAAAAAAUUCGGGCAAAUCUCAGAGGGUCUUGAAACAGCUGUCGGAGCGAAAGCUUAUGACACCAACUGAGCCAUUGAAUCCAAUCCAACCUGUGAAUCCGAAGGGCCAAAAAAAUCCAAUGGGACCUGUGAAUCCAAUGGACCAAGAAAUAUUACAGGAGUCAGUGAACCCAAUGGGCCAAAUUGAACCAAUUCGCCCACCGAAUCCGAUGGGUCAAAUGAAUCCAAUGGAGCCAGGGAAUUCAAAUAGACAAAUGAACCCAAUGGGGAUAGUGAAUCCAAAUGGCCAAAUGAAUUCAAUGAGCCAAAUGAACCCGAUGGACGAUAUGAAUCUGAUGAGGGGACCAGUGAAUCCAAAUGGUCAAAUUUAUCCAAAGGAGCUAGGGAAUCAAAAGGGACAAAUUAAUCCAAUGUGGCCAGAAAAUCCAAAUGACCAAAUUAAUCCAAUGUGGCCAGAAAAUCCAAAUGACCAAAUGAACCCAAUGGGGCCAGUGAAUUCAAAUGACCAAAUGAAUUCAGGUAGCCAAAUGAAUCUGAUGGCCAAAAUGAAUAUGAUGGGGAGGCCAGUGAAUCCAAAUGGUCAACUUAAUCCAAUGGAGGCAGGGAAUCCAAAUGGCCAAAUAAACCCAAUGGGGCCAGUGAAUCCAAAUGACCAAAUUAAUUCCAUGAGCCAAAAGGAUCUGAUCGACCAAGUAAAUCUGAUGGUAAAAAUGUGUAUGAUGGGGGUGUCAGUGAAUCCAAAUGGCCAAAUAAAUCCCAAGGGGCCAGUGAAUUCAAUGGAGCUAUUGAAUUAUCUAAGGGAGGCAGUGAAUCUAUUGGGCAAAAUGAAAACAACGGGGCCAACAGAUCCAAUGAAGCCCACGGACCCAAUGGAUGGGGAGCACCAGCACCCCAUGAAGCCCACGGAGCCAAUGGAUGGGGAGCACCAGCACCCCUUACUUGGUUCGCAAAGUGAUGCUUCGCCAUUUGACGACCCGAUGACGUUGCCUAUCGAUCUCGACGAUGACCUACCCGAUGAGCCGGUGUAUUUCGAUGCUCCCCGGGACUUGACGAAACCACUCACACCAUAUGUCGAGUCAUUGAUACAGACAUCCGCUAGAUUGCGGCGAAACCCAUUGGGUCUGAACUUUAUAGAAGAUGACGACAGUUCCGAUGAUGAGGAUACGUUUGCUAACCAAACGCUGAAACCCAUUGGUUACGAGAUGCUGAUGGCCAGGAAGCACAAGGAAAAUAUUGAACUCAUCUGCCGCUACCAUGAGGAGCAGGUGGUACUUAAGGUCCGCACCAUCGCGUUUAUAUGGGAGAACUAUAGAAGCGAUAGCACGCUGCCGCCAAACAAGACUAUUUGGAGUGUGGAGCGCCAUGAGCUCAAGCCAAGACAUGUGCCACCCAAUCCGCCGGCCCAGUCAAAUCCAACCAAUUCGAUGCCCUCGAACGUGACGGCCCCUCCGACAUACUGGAUUCAGAACAACUAUCCCAUGCAGCAUGCCAACUUGCAUCCCAAUAAUCAGUCGGCUCCGGCAACUGAAGUCCAGUACCUAAAUGAGAACUGGUGGCACAAUGCCAACUACAUGAACUUCUUUGCUAAUAUGGACCACAUCUUGGUCAACCUGUCGCAGAUGGAGCUGUACGCUGCCCAGAUGUACAACGUGUACGGCGAGGCGUUCUUCGAGACAGCCAUUGGCAGAUACUUCCCGGGAGACCCUACCGGCUCCUCCCCGCCAUUUGGUGAGAUUCAGCUCCAGUUCAUGGAGCGGAUCCGCAAGAUCCAUCAUAUCAAUACGAUUAAUAAGAUCAAUCAGAUCCAUCGGAUUCAACAGCACCAACAGGAACCCCAGCAGUUCCAACAGUCGCCGCAGUUCCAACAGUCGCAGCAGUUCCAACAGUCGCCGCAGUUCCAACAGUCGCAGCAGUUCCAAAAGUCACAGCAGUUCCAACAGUCGCAGCAGUUCCAAAAGUCAAAGCAGUUCCAACAGUCGCAGCAGUUCCAACAGCGGCAGCAGUUCCAACAGCCGCAGCAACAGAUGCAGCAGCGUUCGCGCAACUAUUCAUCGGACCUCCAAGUGAUGGGGCAUAAAAUGGACAGGACAUUACCAGGACAUCGCCAGGUGCAACACGAGAAUCAGCCGAACAUGCGCUACUCAAGAGCUGGAGAGGAAGGACCACUUCCAGGACGCUUUGCUGGAGGCGAAGAGUUUGGCGGAUGCAAGCCAAAUCCCGGUCUAAAUGCUGCAAAGCCUCGUUUUAAUAACAUAAUUGAGUCGGAGCGCCAAGAAAGUGACUCUGAUGGGCGUUGGUGCUAGAGCAUCGGAUGGAAAGAAAGAUGAUCUCAAAAAACUGGAAGAUCUCGCCUUGAUCAAAACACACUUCCCACCGCUACUUAGUAACCAAAUUUGGUAAAUCUCAGGGGAACAGGACAACGUGAAACAGAAAUGUUGAAAACAUCUAUUUGUGGCCUAAAUAUAAGAGCCUUCUUUUGUAUACCCUUGAAAACAGAAUUGCAUUUACACAUAUGUAUCUACAUAUUGUUAACAGAAAACAAAAUUUUAUUUGCACAGAUACGAGAAACUUUUGCUAACAAAAAAAAGAAAUUCAUUUACACACAUAUGUAUGUAUCUACAUAUUGUUAACAGAAAACAAAAUUGCAUUUGAAAAGAUACGAAAAAUUUACACACAUAUGUAUCUACAUAUUGUUAACAGAAAACAAAAUUGGAUUUGAAAAGAUUCGUGAAUCUUUUGCUAACAGAAAAAAAGAAAUUUCAUUUACAUACAAAUUUAUUGGUAACAGAAAAAAGAAUUGCACUUACAAGAUAUGUGAGUAAAUGUAAUCCUUUUUCUUUUUUAACAAAAAAAAAAUUUUUAUUUACACAGAUACGAGAAUCUUUCGUAAGUGAAAAUGAAUUUUAAUUUACACACAAAUCUUUUGUAACAGAAAAAGGAAUUCAUUUACACACAUAUAUUGAUAAUAGACAAAAUAAUUGCAUUUACAGUCAUACGCAAAUCUAUUGUUAACAGAAAAAAAAUUGCAUUUACACAAAAAUUCCAUUAACAAAAAGAAUUUCAUAUAUACACAAAUCUAUUGUUAACAGAAAACAGAAUUUAAUUCACCAUUUUUUAUAAACACCUAAUAAAUCCACCGAACAUGCAUCAAAAUGCUUGACUCGUGUGGAAGAUAAGUUUGCUACGAUGUAUACAAUAUCGCAGGUUCGUGAUCAAUUUCGUGAUUACAAUUUUGUGAUAGCUAGUUAUCAAUCCCUUCCUAUACAAUUUCAGGGACUAAAGCCAAACAGAAUUAUAUUUACAUUUUUUAUACAAACUACUGAUGACAAUAAAACCUUUACUACAAAAUA
Molecule: messenger RNA, 3654 nt
Organism: Drosophila sechellia
Lineage: Eukaryota; Metazoa; Arthropoda; Insecta; Diptera; Drosophilidae
Exons: 4
Coding region: 154-2607 (817 amino acids)
Source: RefSeq, a predicted model, not a curated record